Messenger RNA from Danio aesculapii, 681 nucleotides. It is a transcript of the gene selenok, whose product is annotated as selenoprotein K. The record is from RefSeq and is a predicted model, not a curated record. Gene Ontology annotation, cellular component: endoplasmic reticulum membrane; Golgi apparatus. Gene Ontology annotation, biological process: calcium ion transport; endoplasmic reticulum calcium ion homeostasis. The transcript is spliced from 5 exons. NCBI's taxonomy places the organism in Eukaryota, Metazoa, Chordata, Actinopteri, Cypriniformes, Danionidae.
AAACACUGACCGUACUGCGCAGAACCGGAAGUGGAGAGCAGAUCCGGUUAAACAGCAGUGACGAUGGUUUAUGUGUCAAAUGGUCAGGUUCUGGACAGCAGGAGCCGUUCACCCUGGAGUCUGUCCUUCCUGACCGACUUCUUCUGGGGUGCAGUCGAGUUCAUCGGCUUGUUCUUCCAGACUCUGGUCCAGCCAGAUCUGUCUAAAGAUGGAAACAACAGCGCGUCGUCUCGCUUCAGUGACGGCAGAGGUCCUCCUGGGUUCCCGGGCCGCCGGCGGAUGGGUAGAAUAAACCACGGCGCAGGUCCCACUCCUCCACCCAUGGGCGGAGGAGGAUGAGGAAGGUAAACGCCUGCACGCUGAUGCAGGCGCUGAGGACAGAGAGAUGCUGCUGAGAGUCUGUGAUGAACAUUAAUGCAGACGCUCUACAGAUCAUCACCGUCCUCUUCACCGGCUGCCAAGUGCUUCACAGCACACUCAUGACGUUACUCUGGGAAUUCCUGCACAGAGGGGCCAGAGUCACUGAUCAUGGCAGCCACACACACACACACACACACUGGCGCUCAGUUAUAUAACUCUUCUCAGUUUUUAUUCUUUAAUGUCUUAAUAAAAGGAAAUGUAAUGCAUAUUCUAUGUACAAUUUGCAUCAAUAAAAUAAGUUAUGUUGAAUUUCGUCCAGAA